GACAAGAAAAUUGACAAGGCAAAGAAAAAGCGAGAAGACGACUACGACUUCGACUCAACACAAAUUGCGUUUUAAUUGAAGAAAAUUAAGUAAAAUAACUAGUUUUUGUGAUAUUUACAAACAAGAAAAAGCAAGAACAAAAAAAUAAAAUGUCGUACGCAUAUUUGUUUAAAUAUAUUAUCAUUGGGGAUACUGGUGUAGGAAAAUCUUGCCUUCUGCUUCAAUUCACCGACAAACGAUUCCAGCCUGUGCAUGAUUUGACGAUCGGCGUGGAGUUUGGAGCGCGCAUGAUCACAAUUGAUGGCAAGCAAAUCAAACUACAAAUCUGGGAUACAGCUGGCCAGGAAGCGUUCAGAUCAAUUACACGCUCAUAUUAUCGCGGUGCAGCCGGCGCUUUGUUGGUAUACGACAUUACACGCCGUGAGACUUUCAAUCAUUUAACUACAUGGCUGGAAGAUGCCCGUCAACAUUCAAACUCAAAUAUGGUUAUAAUGUUAAUCGGUAACAAAAGUGAUCUGGACUCGCGGCGUGAGGUGAAAAAAGAGGAGGGUGAAGCCUUUGCACGCGAACAUGGGCUUGUCUUCAUGGAGACUUCAGCUCGAACUGCUGCUAAUGUCGAGGAAGCGUUCAUCAAUACGGCAAAAGAGAUUUACGAGAAAAUCCAGGAAGGUGUUUUCGAUAUAAACAAUGAGGCAAAUGGCAUUAAGAUAGGACAACAGCAUUCCCCCACAAAUCCCUCACUGCCGGGUGCUGGUAAUCAGGCUGGGUCGGCUAGCAGCGGCUGCUGUUAAGUAACACUUCUCAGCUGCGGCUGAUGUAAUGAUUUUUUCUAAUAUAUAAAAAAAACAAGAACUAAUAACUAAAGAUAAUUUGCUCGUCAUUUCUAAUGCCUAUUCUAUUUGUAUUUACUAUUUUGUUGAGUACUUUUAUUUUAAAUCAAUUUAAAAAGUAAUAUGUUAGUUAAAGAGGAGCUGACAUUUCAUUAUAUUCUUAAAUUAUAAGAAAUGAAACGAAUCUAAAAAUACAUACAUACAUACAGAACAACUGCACGCAAAUAGAUCAUCAAAAACCAAAUAAAGUCUUUUUAAAACAAUUGAAUUGAUUCAAUAAUUAUUACAGUAUAGAAGUAUAACAAAAACAAAAAAUCAAAAUUGGAGUAAAUAUGGCGAAUAUGCUGAACAAACUAAUAACAAAAUAAAAUACGUCAAAACUAGUUUUCACUUAAGCUGCAGCAACUGAUAGUGUUUUGGAGUUGUUUGUAUAUUCCUGUUCCCAUUUUUUAUUAUAUACGCGCAAAAAAUUACUUAGACUUUUUAGCGCAUACCAGUGAAUUUUGUGCUGUAUACGCAUUAACGCUAUUAGAAUUUAACAAAUGAAAAAAAAAAAACAAAAACCAAAAGAGUUAAAUGGGCUUUCAAGAA
Molecule: messenger RNA, 1421 nt
Organism: Anastrepha ludens (Mexican fruit fly)
Lineage: Eukaryota; Metazoa; Arthropoda; Insecta; Diptera; Tephritidae
Gene: Rab2
Product: ras-related protein Rab-2A
Exons: 5
Coding region: 150-791 (213 amino acids)
Cellular component (GO): Golgi apparatus
Molecular function (GO): GTP binding; GTPase activity
Source: RefSeq, a predicted model, not a curated record